Molecule: messenger RNA, 351 nt
Organism: Volvox carteri f. nagariensis
Lineage: Eukaryota; Viridiplantae; Chlorophyta; Chlorophyceae; Chlamydomonadales; Volvocaceae
Exons: 3
Source: RefSeq, a predicted model, not a curated record
UGCUGCUGCGCCUGCUGCUGCGCCUGCUGCUGCGCCUGCUGCUGCGCCUGCUGCUGCGCCUGCUGCUGCGCCUGCUGCGGUACCUGUUGUCGUUGCAGCUGCCUUCCUGUUUCCCCCUCUUCCUGCUGUUGUCCGGUUAUCUGCCCGUGCCACCUGGCUUGUGGCUGCCCGUGCCAUCUGGCUUGUGGCUGCCCGUGUCAUCUGGCUUUCUGCCCGUGCCACCUGGCUUGUGGCUGCCCGUGCCAUCUGGCUUGUGGCUGCCCGUGCCAUCUGGCUUGUGGCUGCCCGUGCCAUCUGGCUUGUGGCUGCCCAUAUCAUCUGGCUUGUGGCUGCCCAUGCCAUCUGGCUUGA